Molecule: messenger RNA, 1269 nt
Organism: Suillus bovinus
Lineage: Eukaryota; Fungi; Basidiomycota; Agaricomycetes; Boletales; Suillaceae
Exons: 5
Coding region: 1-1269 (422 amino acids)
Source: RefSeq, a predicted model, not a curated record
AUGCCAACCGUUCCCAUGUUCAAGAAGAAGACAGUAGUAGAAUGGGAGAAGGCAGAACAGAACAGGGCACUUGGAUAUAAUGGCCACUCGAGCCGAACAAAGAGGAGGCAUGACAAGGCUGCAAGAGAGCUUGCAGAGUACCGUGAAAAGAGGAAAACAUUCCAGUCAUGGAUUGUGUACCUCUCCAACGAGUCAGAUGAUGGGACAGAAUCUGAUGGUGAUGAUAGCGACAGUGAUCAGCCAGCUGUUCCGCCAUUGAAAUGGUGCAAGCUCAAUAUGAAGAAGGCAUUAACUUCGAUAGAAAAGCUUUUGAAGGCGAAAAAAAUGGUGUUUGUUGGAGGUCCAAAUGGGUUGCAGGCAAAAUGUGCACACUCGAUCCAGAGUUACCUCACAAUGGUCAUCAAGAUGAAACAGCUCUCCAUUGAUGCAUCACAGAGGGCAGUGGAAAGUCAUGGAUUUGCUGCAAACUGGGGUGGCCGCCAAGUGCGCAGCUGGACCAGGCUGUGGGUGGCAGAUUGCAAACUCCCCGAAUCUUUACAAGGUCGACAUGCGAAGGUGUACUCCCUUCUCAGUGAUCCCAUGAUUGCCACCGAGCUGCAUGCAUAUGUCUGCUCAAACAAAUGGGUCGUAAAUCCAGAAAAGCUCAUUCAACUCUCACAAGAUAAGCUUAUCCCUGCUGAAGCCACAAAAUACAUGCAAAACCUUGUUGAGGAGGAGAUGCUGUGUGGUCUGAAGAAGUACAUGGAGCUUGAAAUAUUUCCUGCCUGCAAAUCCAGAUUGGUUCAAUUUGCUGUUGGCAACAUUGAUACUGAAGUGCCAGCCAAUCUGUCAAAUUAUGUUGAACGUUGUUUAGUUCUCUGUGCACACGACGAAAUGACAGCACAAGCCAAUGAUGCAGUUGGCCAGUAUUGGGUUUUUGAGGAUGAAUUCCAUCUGCGGAAAAAGGAAGCAGGUCGUGGACUUCACCGAAGUGAUGUCAUCUGCUCCACGGUUGGUCAUUUGGUCGAAGUGGGAGAAACAAUGAAAUAUGGCAAGAACCACAAAGGCUAUUGGUGCGGUGAGAAUUUCUGCACUCAGCUUACUGAGAAAAUCAUCCCCACAUUUGAGCGUGCUCAUGGUCCUGGAUAUCAAGCACUAUUUCUCAUUGACAACUCUCAAGGACAUUCCACAUAUGCCGAGGAUGUGCUUCUUGUCAGCCGAAUGAAUAUCCAUCCAGGGAGGAAACAGGCCAGCAUGCAGAAUGGGUGGUUUAUCCAAGAUGGCAUAUGA